Molecule: messenger RNA, 1516 nt
Organism: Sphaeramia orbicularis (orbiculate cardinalfish)
Lineage: Eukaryota; Metazoa; Chordata; Actinopteri; Kurtiformes; Apogonidae
Gene: smtna
Product: smoothelin a
Exons: 8
Coding region: 339-1097 (252 amino acids)
Molecular function (GO): protein binding
Source: RefSeq, a predicted model, not a curated record
GAUUGUGAGUUUUUCAGAGGAAACACUCCAUAUAUUUUCACAUGACAUCACCCAAUGACAAGACCGUGAAACUCAGCAGAAGGCCAACACAGACAGAUGGAGCAAAUCCUGAUGUGUGUCCUCCUCCUCCUCCUCUUCCUCCAGUCUUGGGAGGUUCAUAUAAUCAACUUCUCCUCAUUCUCCAAACAUGCAUCCUUAUGAAGCUCUGCAGUGUGAUGUCAGGGAUCCAGCAGCACUAGUUUAGAAGAGGAUCCAGGAGAGGAGAAGGGAGCUCUGAGGUUUUCACACCAGCCCUGUCUCUGCCACCAAAUACUUGAGACUGCAUCCUGACAACAGAAAUGUCAGAGGCCAAUCAGUCGGUCAGUUCUUCCUCGUUGACCAGUGAGGAACUGGCAGCAAUUGAGGAUGAAGACGUUCUCAACAAGAUGCUGGACAAUGCAAAAGAUUUUGAAGAGAGACGCAUGAUUCGAGCUGCAUUAAGGGAUCUGCUCAAGAGAAAGAUAGAUAAACGGAAGGAAGAGCGGGGAUCCAGGCAGGAGGACUUAAGACAGCAAGGCUUGAGCAAAGGUGGUUCAACAACAGGUGGAGCCAUAAACACAGGCAGAGGCUCCAUGAACCAGCAGCCAUCAACAAACAAAGGAACAGGCUCGUCAUCAGCCUUCACUCCCUUCAACAGAACAGCAGGCAGUCCUGCUGUGACUUCACCCCCGAAAUCUCCUUCUGCUGCAGUACCCAACGCAAAAAAUGUCAAACAGAUGCUUCUGGACUGGUGCAGGGCCAAAACAGAGCCAUAUGAGGGAGUAGACAUCCAGAACUUCUCCUCCAGUUGGAAAGACGGCAUAGCCUUCUGCGCUUUGGUACACCGCUUCUUCCCUGAUGCCUUUGAGUACUCCAUCCUCAACCCAAAUAAACCCAAGGAAAACUUCCAACUGGCUUUCAGCACUGCAGAGAGGCUGGCUGGCUGCCCCCCUCUACUGGACGCUGAUGACUUGGUCCGGAUGAAAGAGCCAGACUGGAAGUGUGUGUAUACAUACAUCCAGGAGUUUUACCGUAGCCUGGUGGAGAAAGGCCUGGUCAAAACCAAAAAGAGACUUUAGACUAUCUUUGGGUUUUCUAUCUUUGCCGGUAUUUUCUUUCUUUUUUUUUUUUUUUUACACACAUGAGCACAAGUUAAGGUUGAAUACACGCAGCAACAUGCACUUUUUCAGCUGAAUACAUACUUUUUUUGCAGUUUGACAUAUAUGAGCUGUAAGCUGAUGUGCAGUAUAUGCAUUAUUUGACAGUGUGCUUAAUGUGAAGUAUUUGCAUUGGUUUGUGUAUUAGUAGGGACUUGUCUGUGUAUUCACUCUGUGGACAGCUGGCGCUUAGGAUCAGUGCAUUCCUCUGAGAUUACACAUCUGCAUCAAUCCCAGUCAGAAAAAUAGAGAAUCUGGGAACUCAUUUUAUGAUGAGUCUGGUCAGUGACUGAGAGUGUGAGUAUUAGUGAAACAUUUAAUAAAUAUUAUGUAUUCCAUUA